UGUAAGACUUUGUCCCUGAGGUCCAAGUUUACUCGGAACCUUGCAGCGUCUUUUAAAGGUGUGUCUCAGUGACGACGUUCGUUAGGUUUUGAUUUUUGAUCAAAUUCAGAUUUCGAGAGGACCUGCGUUCCCGCAUCAGGACACGGGUGGCCCCAAGGGGUCAAUGUACUUAUCAGCCUGUGGUUACCAAAAUCAGCCAUGUACCUCCUUGAACCUGUGUCUCGGUACACGUAGCCAGUGUUUUGCUGUAGGUAAAAUAAGUGGCAGGCAAGACAGAAGUUUAAGAGCUUCAACUUUUAAAGAAGCAAACAAAAUAGCUCAGCAAAGGCACAGCAGGGCUGUGAAGGACGUUCCCGACUCCAAAAAUCCCAAGGGAGUCCAGUUUCUGUCUAGCCUCCUCUCCAUCCUUCCUAGUACAAAACGGCUGCUAGAGUUCUAGUCCUCACCUCUGGGCUCCAGACAGCAAGAUGGGGGAAGAGAAGAAGGGCGUGCGCCUGAGCAGGGAUUGCAGUUCCUCUGGAGGUCAGUGGGGGAGCCUAGGUUCAAGAAGGCAAGUAGGAUUAUUAUUGCCACCUGGGCAUAAAGACCUGUGUAGACAGGCCUUCCAAAAUAAUCCUGAUAAACCAGAAGCCCUGAAUUUUGAAUGCCCGCCCCUGACUUGUGGAUGACAGUGGAGGAUCCUCUCAAACUCAGCGGAUCCAAAUCACGGGUCUGCUGACUGGCUCGGCCAGCCAGUUCCCGGUUUGCCCACCCUGAGCUCGGUCACGGGGCAGGGUCCUCCACCUUCAACCUGCCAGGUCACAAAACAGCCCCUUGCCUCCUGGAGCGUCCGACUCUGGGCAUCUGUCUGUGUCCACCAGAGCAAGACCAUCAACACAGACGCCGCAGGGCUCCGGGAGGACCCCGGGAGGCUGGGCAGCCAGAUGGGCUUUUCUGGGGCAGGAUCUUGCAGGAAGCCAGGAUGACAGAAGGUGGCCAGGCUGGGAAGGACAGCAGGGAUGCACAGGGGUAGCCUGGGGCCUCCCUCUCUCCUGGGUCCACUUGGCAGACAGGUGCCAGGCCCAGCCUGUGCUUCUGAGCCUGCUUCCUGCCUGGGAGAACACAGCUUAGUGACCUGUGGGGGGCCCGAGGCCCCCAGAAGGGAGGCCAUGGAGCAGGCUGGAAGCAGCUCUGGUAGCCUCUGGGCCUCUGGGACCCAGGAGAGGGACUGCCAGAGCCUUGGAGGUUCCUGGGUGAGGCGUGGUCACCGGGACAGGGCUGCUGGUCCUACAAGGAAGGAGGAGUUCAGGCUGAGCUUGCUCCAGAUCCCAUGUCCCAGCUCAGAGCUGGGAACGUUAUCCUGUUUUACUUUUAAGUAUCACAGGCUAAAUUUCAUGUAAAUUCAAAGAAAACAACUCUUGUCACCAAACCUGGGAUUUCUCAGCAGCAGUAGCUACCCUUAGCGCAUGCCCAAAGUGUGCCAGGCACGAACUCACUGAUGUGUCUGCAUCUCAUUGAAAAUCACAAGAGGGCAGGUGAGGGCAAUGAGGCACAGAGAGGCAGAGUCACCUACCUAAGGUCACCCAGCCAGGAAGUAACAGGAGCUGAGGUCAAGUCCAGGCAGUGGCUGCAGAACCUCAUUCCUGAGCUCUCUAAUAUUUGGGCUCAGACUAAGGUUAGAUUGAAGGGUGUUCGUAAGAGUUCCAGUGGGGUGAUGCUGGUGGUUGGACAGGUGGUACACAGAUGGCAGCACACGGCUGCUGGGGGCUGGCAGAGGUGAUCUCCAAACCCUGUCCAGCUACAGAGACCUGUUAUUUCAGGAGGGAAAAAAAGCCAGAUUCAAAUUUUAUUCCAGGUAACCAUAUUUUUUGUGUUGGGUAAUAUGUUUGACUAGCUCACAAGUUAAAGCCACAUAAAGAUAGCUAGGCAAGGUGGCGCACGUCCGUCAUCCCAGCGGCUCGGGAGGCUGAGGCAGGAGGAUCACAAGUUCAAAGCCAGCCUCAGCAACUUGGUGAGGCCCUCAGCAACUUAGCAAGACCCUGUCUCUAAAUAAUAUAUAUAUAUGUAUAUAUAUAAAAGGGCUGGGGAUGUGGCUCAGGGUUAAGUGUCCCUGAGUUCAAUGCCCAGUACAAAAAACAAGAAUGACACUAAAAGAUCUGGACUGAGGGACCCCAGGUGUCAGGUUGCUUCAGGCAAAUACAGCGUGGACCACGUCCUUCCUCCUCCGCUAUCUGCGGUUUUGCCCCCUGGAUUCGCUCCCUUUGAGACCUCUGCCUGUCGCUGGGGAGACCUCCCCCUUCCCCGUCCUCAGCCUGCCCAGGUGGGCUGUCCCUGCAGGUCACUGAGCCUCCCCUGGCCUCUGCCACUGUCUCCCACCUUUUGCUGUUGCAAGGGGGCAGCGAACGCUGACCUUGUCCAUCAGUCAUUUCACUCAGCGCAGGUGACCUUUGGCUGUGGGACAGUCUCCUGGUGAGAAAUGGCACCUUGCAUUCAUUUUCCAGAUUAAAGAGAGUGGUCAUCUUUCCUGCGUCCCAGACUUCUUGGUACCUUUCCUCCAAGCCGUUAGAUCCUACCCUUGGCCCCCUCCUUUCUUGGGUCUUUUGUUCUUGAGGGUAAUACCGCUUUUUAGGAAUUAGAAACAUAAGCCUAUGUACUUUGUACUAUGUUGCCCACGUCCUUGUUUUGGUAGGGGGAGGUGUUGGGGUUUUGUUGUUUGAGACAGUGCCUUGCUAACUUGCGGAGGCUGGCCUUGAUCCUGAGAUCCUCCUGCCUCGGCCUCCUGAGCCACUGGAAUUACAGGUGUUCGCCACCACUCCCAACCACCCUUGGACUUUUCUCAGCCCAUCACAGAUGGACCUGGACACACAGUGGCCUCUGGCCCGGGACAGACCCGCCAUGGCCGCCCUCACCCACCUGCUGGUCUGCGUCUUCGGCAUGGGCUCCUGGGUGGCCAUCAAUGGGCUCUGGGUGGAGCUGCCCCUGCUGGUGACGGAGCUGCCCGAGGGCUGGUACCUGCCCUCCUACCUCACGGUGGUCAUCCAGCUGGCCAACAUCGGCCCCCUGCUGGUCACCCUGCUGCACCACUUCCGGCCUGGCUGCCUUCCUGAGGUGCCCGUGGUCUUCGCUGUGCUGGUUGUGGGCACCGUCGCCUGCGUCCUCUUUGCCUUCCUCUGGAACAUGACCUCCUGGGUGUUGGGCGGCCAGCACAGCAUCGCCUUCAUCGUCCUCACCUUCCUCUUGGCCCUGGUGGACUGCACCUCCUCUGUCACCUUCCUGCCCUUCAUGAGCCGGCUGCCCACCCACUACCUCACCACCUUCUUUGUGGGCGAAGGGUUCAGUGGCCUCCUGCCUGCGCUGGUGGCUCUUGCCCAGGGCUCCGGCAUCACCUCCUGCGUCAAUGUCACGGAGACAUUGGUCUCGACCUCAAGCCCUGUGACUUCCAGGAAGACCUACGUCACUCAGGGAGUCCGCAGCGCUGUCGCCUGGGUCCCCGCCGGGAGGGCCGGCUCCCUGGGCCGGCUGGAGAGCCGCUACCUCCCGGCGCGCUUCUCGCCGCUGGUCUUCUUCCUCCUGCUGGCCUCCAUGAUGGCCGGCUGCCUCCUGGCCUUCCUCCUGCUGCAGCAGCAGGCCCGGGGCCGGCAGGGCUCCAUCGAGGACCUCCUGCACUCCCAGGUCACCCUGCACUCCAUCCAGCCGCGGGAAGGGAAGGACGAAGGCCCCCCAGGCCCCGUGGUCAUCCGCAGGGGACAGGGGCAUCGGGAGGAGAAGCCGGCCACCCACCGCCCGGCCCAGCUGGCCUUCAUCUACACCCUGGUGGCCUUCGUCAACGCGCUCACCAACGGCGUCCUGCCCUCGGUGCAGACCUACUCCUGCCUGCCCUACGGGCCCGUGGCCUACCACCUGUCGGCCACCCUCAGCUCGGUGGCCAGUCCCCUCGCCUGCUUCCUCUCCAUGUUCCUGGCCAGCAGGUCUCUGCCCUUCCUGGGGGUCCUCACAGUGCUGGGGACCGGCUUCGGGGCCUACAACAUGGCCAUGGCUGCGAUGAGCCCCUGCCCGCUCCUGCAGGGCCACUGGGGUGGGGAAGUCCUCAUCGUGCUCUCCUGGGUGCUGUACACGGCCAUUCUCAGCUACGUCAAGGUCAUGCUGGGUGUGAUCCUGCGCGACCGGAGCCGCAGCGCCCUCUUGUGGUGCGGGGCGGCGGUGCAGCUGGGCUCGCUGCUCGGGGCGCUGCUCAUGUUCCCGCUGGUCAACGUGCUGAGGCUCUUUUCCUCGGCUGACUUCUGCAGCCUGGACUGCUCUGCCUAGGCCGUCGCGGGUGGCAGGCCCAUGGCAGGAUGCCAGCCGCGCCUGACACUUGCAAACUGGGCUUCAGACAGUCAAAGGGAGCGCCCAAGGGCACAGAGCCAGGGGUGGGGAGCUGGGAGGCAGAGGCUGAGCCUUUGAACCGUGAACAGGAGGGAUUGGCACAGGCCUUUGGUGAGACCUGGAGUCGCAGGCCCAGCCCUGCCUCCAGCUCUAAUGCGGUGCCUGGGACCCACUAGUUCCCAACUUCUUCUCUUUGCAUACUGAAAGCUCUAAUUUGUACCAUCCAGCUGGAGACAGGCCUAAGAAUGUCAUAAGGGAAACGGCUGGGAGGCGAGCUGCCCUUGCAAGCUGUGUGAUCUUGGGGAAGUCACUUGACUUCUCUGUGCCUUGGUUUCCUCAUCCAUAAAAGGAGGAUUAUGAGAAUAGCUCUUACCUGGCGUGCCUGGCACAGGGACGAGGCAGAAGUACCCAGCGUGUAGCAAGCUGUCCUGAGAGACUUCAUGAUCUGAAACGUGCAGUCAUAGCAAGACUCCACCUGGAAGUAGCCAGAGGGCUUGGAAGGGGCCCGUGCCCCAAUGGAUUCAUAGAGCAGCUUCUUCAAGACAGAUGGCGGUUUACCUUUUCCCGUGUGCGCCCCACACGCCCCUUCCUGUGCCCCUCCCUGGGUGGUGGAGCCCUACCCCUUGGAGGGUAAGUGCCCUCCUGAGUGUCAGGGAGAUGACUUGGUGGGACCCCACCCCCAGCCUCUGAAAGUGACCCCACCUGGCUGCAGACUGGACGGCGAGGAGCUUUAGAAGCAGCGGAAGCCCGAGGGCAACGGGCGGAUGGUCAUUGUGUUACUUUUUGUUUUUCUUUCCUUUUGCUUUUCUUUUUUAAUAAAGACACUCCUUGAUUUUACACUCA
Molecule: messenger RNA, 5187 nt
Organism: Marmota monax (woodchuck)
Lineage: Eukaryota; Metazoa; Chordata; Mammalia; Rodentia; Sciuridae
Gene: Slc52a3
Product: solute carrier family 52 member 3
Exons: 5
Coding region: 2830-4284 (484 amino acids)
Biological process (GO): riboflavin transport
Cellular component (GO): plasma membrane
Molecular function (GO): riboflavin transmembrane transporter activity
Source: RefSeq, a predicted model, not a curated record